AUGUCCCACAGCAAGCAGUUCACCCUCUAUACACACAAGAGUGGUCCCAAUGGCUGGAAGGUUGCCUUCGUUUUGAAAGAGCUCGGUCUGACAUACGAGAGCAUAUAUCUCGACUUCCAAAAUAACGAACACAAGGCCCCCGAGUUCACCAAAUAUAACCCGAAUGGACGUAUUCCCGCCUUGAUCGAUCAUCACAACAAUGACUUUGUCGUCUGGGAGUCGAAUGCCAUUGUUCUUUACCUCACCGAGAAGUACGACACGGCGCACCGCAUUUCUGCAUCUACAUUCGAGGACAAGACACUCGAACUCCAGUGGCUAUUCUUCCAGGCCUCUGGUCAAGGACCGUACUUUGGGCAGGCAAGAUGGUUCGCUGACCUCCAUCCAGAGAGGGUUCCCAGCGCAAUUGAGCGGUACCAAAAGGAGACUCGCCGUGUACUCGGUGUCUUGGAUGGCGUUCUCUCCAAGCAGGAGUGGCUAGUUGGUGACAAGUAUACUAUUGCUGACAUAACCUUCAUUCCGUGGAACAAUUCGGCGUUCAACACAAUCCUGGCCGACGUGGAAGGUGUCAAUAUUGAGAAGGACUUCCCGUUUGUCUAUGCCUGGCACCAGAAGCUGAUGGCGAAGGAUGUGGUGAAGAGUGCAUGGGCAGAGAGAGCGGCCUUGAUUGCACAGUAA
Molecule: messenger RNA, 675 nt
Organism: Postia placenta MAD-698-R-SB12
Lineage: Eukaryota; Fungi; Basidiomycota; Agaricomycetes; Polyporales; Adustoporiaceae
Exons: 6
Coding region: 1-675 (224 amino acids)
Source: RefSeq, a predicted model, not a curated record